Molecule: messenger RNA, 2995 nt
Organism: Boleophthalmus pectinirostris (great blue-spotted mudskipper)
Lineage: Eukaryota; Metazoa; Chordata; Actinopteri; Gobiiformes; Gobiidae
Gene: mmrn2a
Product: multimerin 2a
Exons: 10
Coding region: 1-2565 (854 amino acids)
Molecular function (GO): protein binding
Source: RefSeq, a predicted model, not a curated record
AUGAGACAAGUGCUGCUGCUGCUGGGGUUACUACUCAGUGCCCACUCUGAGCUGAGGGCCCGGGACCCUGAGGUGGAGCAGGAGGACGGAGGACUGGAGGCUGCUGACCCCAGAGGAGGCAGUGGACUAAAGGACAAUGUCCCACACGGAGGAGCACCACAAGGAAAUGUCCCAGCCAGAUCAGGAAACUGGUGCGCUGUUGUGCAGAAGCGUGUGGUGACUGGAAGAGUGAGGAAUGGAACAGAGCAGUACACCAUCAAGUCUCAGAGCCCAUGUCCAAGUGGCGUCCCAGACUGUCAGCUCGUCAUGUACAAGCUGUCCAUGCGACCCCUGUACAGGCAGACUCUGAGAGAGGUCACUGCCCUGCUAUGGCAGUGCUGUCCCGGAUACACCGGACCCAAUUGUGACCACUCAGUCUCAGGUGCCCAGGUCAAUCCAACCUUCAGUGGACACUCUGAGGAUAGUCCCAAUGGUCCUGGAUCAGAGGAGAUGGUGCAUAUGGACCCUCAUCAGGAGCAGAAUGACCACCAGGGACUGUCAUACCAUACCAGCCAACCAAACAGACCAUCACAUGAUGCGCAUGAAUCAUCUAACCACACCUACGAACCUGAGGCCCCUGCCCAACUUCUGGACUCUGUCCGACAGGACUACAUCCAAAAUACUCAACACCGCCUUCUGCCAGACACUAUCCACUCUGAACCCAUGUACAAAACCCCAGCACAGCACAUUAUGGGCUCACAGGACCCAAAUCUGCAUUCACCACUUGUAGGGGACAGAAGGGACCCUGUGGCUCUUCGGUACCAGGACACUCCAACUGUCCUCCCAGUGCCGCACAUGAUGGCGUUGGUCAUGUCCCAGCUGCAGCCCAUCCUAGAAGCCUUCAACCGCUCUUUGAUGCACAUGCAGAGCCAGCUGGGGGCACUUACUCAUGAGGUGGCUGAGCUGAAGGGUCUGUCCCCUCCUGACCUUCAAGCCAGCUCUCUGAGCAGAGAUGGCCUGGAAGAGAAGGACAAACUGGAGCAGGUGUACCAGGAGCUGAGGGAGACACAGGACCAAGUGCAACAGCAACGCAACCUGCUGGAAUCUCACCAUGCAUUACUGCUUAGCAACCUGACCAGAUUGAGGACAGACAUGAAUGUCAAUGUCCAGGCUAUAAACCGCAGUCUGUCUGAGCUUAUGCAAGAUCAUAAACAGCCCUCGUCAGAACUAGUCCUGGACUCAGAGACCUCAGCUCUGUGGAGUGCCGUGGAACGCCUCGACAACCGAGUGGUCAACAACACAGUGCAGGUGCAGACACUGCUGGAGGAUGUGGAGGUGGUGUCGGGAAACGUACAGCAGCUUCAUGAACUCUACAGGGACCAGGACAAACGAAUCAACGCUACGUCACGGCGCAGUCAGGUGCAGUUCAUGGAGACAGGACUGGAGGUGGAGGCGGCCAAGGUGGUGGUGUUACAGAGAGUGGAGGAGCUGGCGGGGAACCUGAGUGUCCAAGGCCUGAGGCUUACGGAUCUUGACGUUGAUGUAGACUACCUGUUCAACAACCUCUACAGAACAGAACAGAACAGCUCCAUCGGUGACUGUGGCUGCUCUGAGCUCAGAACUGCUGUUACACACAUCCAAAAGGCCCUCACUAACGUCACGGAGCAGGCAAAAGAGAACAGACUCACCCUGGAAGCUUUGGAGGAGAGCGAGGGACAGGGGGAAACAUGGGGGGACAGUGACUGGCAACCGGUGGUGGAGGCUCUGCACCAAGGACUUCAACAGCUGAAAUCCUCUUGGGCUUUGGAGGAAAACCGCACCAGAAGAGUGGAGCACAGCGUGGCUGAUUUGAGCUGGUCUCUGCAGCAGUGGCAGGCUCAGGUCACAGAGCUUCAACAUACAGAAGCACAACGCACCCUGGACAACCAGCACCUGCGUGAAUCCUUCAAUUCCCUUCUCCAAGACGCCAUCCGCCACAGUGAUGUGCUAGAACUAUUACUGGGAGAGGAGGUUCUUGAGUUCUUGGACUUGCCCAUUCACGACCAAAAGGCAUACUCUAUUCCGUCCUUAAAGAAGCACCUAAUACAGCAUGAGGAGCAGCUGAGUGUGCACAAUCAUAGUAUUGCACAUCUCACAAAACAAAGUACAGAAGUUGAAGAUGAAGAAGAAGAAGUGCCAGCUGCUGAUCAGCCAUCCUCACACCCACACGCUUUAACCGACUGGCUCACAAGUGACGACAACAUCAGCGGCAGGAGGGGCCCGGCCAGGGAGCAUCAUAGCCUCCUCAGGCCUCAGCUCAUAGAUGGCAGUGACCUGUGGAAGCUGGAGCAGGCAGUGGAGAAGCUAGAGCACAGAGUGGAGAGCAUUGAGCAGAAGCAGAACAGCAGCAAACAGAAGGACCCCCGGCUUCAGGAUGAGGUCAUGUGGCUCAAACGCGGGCUAGAGGAGCAUUUAAAGGUCUUCAAGAACAUCUUCAGCAACACAGACAAACUAACUACUUCCAAACAGCCACUGGAGCUGGAUAAAGUGUUAGAGCUGGUGAAGAGCCGACAGAGGAGGAAAGGUGGGUCAGGGAAUGCACAUUGACCGCCCCCCCGACUGAAGAGUUCUUUUACAGUGUGAGUGUCUGGGACCCUCAACUUAAUAUCUUGUAAUAUUUAAAGAAAGAAGCCAGUGGUCAAUGUGUACAAUGUGUGUGUUUAAAGACAUCCAGAAAUUGGCUUCAGAAAACUAAAGGAAAAGAAAAAAUAAAUGUAUGUGCAGAAUAUUGUAUGUAAAGAUGUCAUAAUUUUAUGGUUAUAGUAGUUACUAUUUAAAAUGCACAAUAUUAUAUGGCUAUUUAUGAUUCAAGAUGUGGUAUAAAUACUGGAAGAGCAGGAAAUAUAGCAUAAGGGUGAAUAUACAUUUAUUCAGUAAUCCUGUACAUUAAGUAAUCUAAUACAUCAAUACUCUUCUUGUGUACCAUUUUUUCAAAUGUAUUAUUAAUUUAAGUAAUAUAUAUGCUUUUCUGCUUAAA